This is a messenger RNA of Fonsecaea erecta, 1464 nucleotides long. RefSeq lists its product as hypothetical. Gene Ontology annotation, cellular component: mitochondrial inner membrane. Gene Ontology annotation, biological process: mitochondrial magnesium ion transmembrane transport. Bases 1 to 1464 code for a protein of 487 amino acids. The transcript has a single exon. Gene Ontology annotation, molecular function: magnesium ion transmembrane transporter activity. The record is from RefSeq and is a predicted model, not a curated record. Lineage: Eukaryota; Fungi; Ascomycota; Eurotiomycetes; Chaetothyriales; Herpotrichiellaceae.
AUGGCCCGUUCAAAAUUCCCACGAGAUUCUUCAAAUGCGUCCUCACCCUCUGGGUACGACGAGACUUCGGCUCAGCUCUUCAAUCUUUCCCGCGCCCUGUCGCGUAACACCAGCGGCGCAGAAUUGAAGCUUCGCUGUACCGAGUUCGACGCCAAUGGCUCCGUUACGAUGGUGUCGGGCGAGUUCAAGAAGUCGGAACUCAUCGCCAAGUAUGGAUUACUGCCUCGAGAUCUCCGAAAGAUCGACUCUUCCGUCCUUCCCCAUAUCCUCGUCCGGCCUUCGGCCAUCCUGAUUAACCUCCUCCACCUCCGAGUCCUUAUUCAGUCGGAUAGAGUUCUGGUCUUCGACGCUUUUGGGAGCACAGACUCUUAUACCCAGUCGUUGUUUAUGUACGACCUGGAAGGGAAACUGCGACAAAAAGCGGACCCCAGAAAUGGCUCCCUCAACCUCCCCUAUGAACUGAGAGCUCUUGAAGCAGUGCUCAUAUCUGUCACUUCAGGUCUGGAAGCGGAAUUUGCCUUGGUCCGGGACCCGGUCACACAUAUCUUGACGGAGCUCGAAGAAGACAUUGACAGAGACAAACUACGGCACUUACUCAUCCAUUCCAAGAAACUUGGCACAUUCGAGCAGAAGGCACGACUGGUGCGAGACGCCAUCGAGGAUCUCCUCGAAGCGGACGAUGAUCUAUCGGCUAUGUAUCUGACUGAAAGAAAGGCCACUGGUAAACCCCGCGCCGAAAACGACCAUCAAGAAGUUGAAAUGCUCCUCGAAUCCUACCACAAGAUCUGUGACGAAAUCGUCGAGAUAUCGGGCAAUCUGAUUAGCAACAUCAGAAAUACGGAAGAAGUGGUCCGUGCAAUUUUAGAUGCAAAUCGCAACCAGCUGAUGUUGCUCGAGAUCAAAUUUAGCAUUGGCACUCUCGGUCUAGCUGGUGGUACCCUUAUCGCCGGGCUCUAUGGCAUGAACCUCAAGAACUUUGUCGAAGAGUCGGACUUGGCCUUUGGCGGAGUCAGUGUGAUAUGCUUCGGUCUGUCCUGGUUGAUCUGCAUCUACGGCAUGCGCAAAUUACGCAAGGUGCAAAAGGUGCGCAUGUGGGGCGAGGGUCUCGAUCACAGCAUGGGUUUCCGUGGCAGCAAGAUAGGGAGUCGAGGCAAUUGGCGCAACGAAGCAGUGGAGAGUCAGGCACAUACAAUUGACAGGCUCAAAGUGAGAGGGGGCUCGCAGACUGGCCGUGUGCUUUGGCCGGGCAUGGAUGGGUUGGGAAUGCAUAAACUCAACAAUGCCGAAACCGACGAUCAGCAGCGGAAUGUAGGUCUUCGCAGCAGCACCACGGACGCAAAUGCACCUGGCAUGACGAUUCACGAGGACGUCGAUAACGUCGAAGCCAAGAUGAAGGCUGACGCGAAGAGGGAGAAAGGUCUGAUGACCAAGGAACAAAUGAAGGCACAACACAAGAGGCAGUGA